AUGUCCGAAGAGAGACGAAGUAGCCAAAUAUUUACGGGUGCCCGAGUACUAGGUUAUGUUAGUACACAUGUUCCUUUUGUAGCUCGUUUUAUUAAAAGACGGGGUGAAACAUUGCUAUGUACUAGUGUAGGAAAGUGGUUUCAUACUUAUGGCUGUGAUAAAUUUCGCCUCUUGAGUGUCAGUGGUGAACAUCCAGGUCCCAUCACAUGCAUGACUGGUGAUAGUUUUCAUGUAUACACAGCCAGCGAAAACGAUAUAUACGCAUGGAGACGAGGCUGCGAGCUAAAGCACGUUUACAAGGGACACCAGGCACCAAUACACCAGCUAUUACCCUUUGGAGUUCAUCUCAUAUCAAUAGACAAAGAUAAUGUCCUUAAAAUAUUUGAUAUUAAAGAGGGAUCAGAAUUUCUCGAUCUCAAGUUUGAUGAAACACAUUUUAAAAUUACAACCUUAUGUCAUCCACCCACUUAUCUUAAUAAAAUAUUACUCGGCAGUAAACAGGGCCAACUACAGAUAUGGAAUAUUAGAACUUCAAAAUUGGUGUAUACAUUUAAAGGGUGGGACUCACCUGUGACAGUUACAGAAGCUGCUCCAGCGAUUGAUGUUGUAGCAAUAGCUUUGGCUAAUGGAAAAAUCAUUCUUCAUAAUCUCCGUUAUGAUCAAGAGGUAAUGGAGUUUAUUCAUGAUUGGGGCAGAGUUAGUUGUUUGUCGUUUAGAAUGGACGGAGUACCAAUAAUGGUAACAGGAAGUACACAGGGACAUUUGGUUAUGUGGGAUUUAGAAGAGAAAAGAGUGAAGUCGCAGAUACAAUCAGCCCAUUUUGCAAAAAUAGCUGGCUUACAAUGUUUAAAUUCAGAACCAUUAAUGGUUACCAAUUCUCAGGAUAAUUCAUUGAAAAUGUGGAUAUUUGAUAUGCCAGAUGGAGGGGCUAGACUGUUGAAGAAAAGGGAAGGUCAUGCUCUACCUCCGACGAUAGUGCGCUACUGUGAGCCAACUGGUGGAAAUAUUCUUGCAGCGGGCAGUGAUAGCAGUCUUCACAUUAUGAACACAGUAACAGAAACUUUCAAUAAAAGCAUGGGUAAAGCCUCAUACAACAGGAAAGCAUCCAAAAAGAAAAAAAGAUAUCAGAUAGAUACAAAAAUUCUUCCACAAAUAACAAAUAUAAGCUCAUGUAUGCAAAGGGAUAAGCAAUGGGACAGUAUUGCAACAUUGCAUGAGGGAAAGUACUUAGCUACUACUUGGUCAUAUAAUAGAAUGUGUAUGGGAACACAUAAAUUAAAGCCACCAGAUAUGGAAAAAAGCACUUUGUCAACCUGUUUGACGGUAACACACUGUGGUAAUUUUGUUAUUAUUGGUUACAGUAAUGGACAAGUGCAUAAAUUUAAUAUGCAGUCAGGUCUUUACCGAGGUCAUUAUGGCAAAGAAAACAAACAGGCCCACAAAGGGGCAAUAAGAGGCGUAGAAACAGAUAUUUGUAAUCAAAGGCUCAUUACUGUUGGUGCUGACGAUAAACUUAAAUUCUGGCAUUUUAAAACUGCCACCACACCAUAUCACGUGUUGAGAUUGGAUGAAUCUGUGAGUAUGACAAAAUGCCACAGGGAAAGUGGUUUGCUUGCGUUAGCAAAUGAAGAUUUUACUAUUACACUGGUUGAUAUAGACACAAUGAGAGUUGUGAGAAAGUUUGAGGGUCAUGUCGGUAAAAUAAAUGACAUUGAUUUUGAUUGUCAAAGCAGAUGGUUGGUAUCAUCAUCUAUGGAUUGUACAAUUUGUACUUGGGAUAUACCGACUUCACAACUGGUUGAUAUUUUUUCUGUUGAACAGCCAUGUACAUCUCUAACUAUGUCACCAACUGGUGAUUAUUUGGCAACGUCCCAUGUGGGUGAGCUUGGAGUCUGUCUUUGGGCCAACAGAUUGUUGUAUAGCAAAGUCUUCCUCAAGCCAGUUGAUAAAAAUGAUGUGCCGCGAUUGAAACUACCAACUACUGCAGCUGAGAAACCUGACAUAGAUGAUAUAGGAACAAUAGAUUUGGGCGAUGAAGAAUAUAAAUCACCCGAACAAAUCAGCGAGGAACUAUUGACAUUAUCCGGCCAGCCUACAUCAAGAUGGCUGAAUUUACUCAAUUUGGACGUAAUAAAACGUAGGAAUAAACCCAAAACACCAUUGACGGUUCCAAAAUCGGCGCCAUUCUUCCUCCCUACAAUCCCAAGUCUUGAUCUUGAAUUCGAUUUGGAAAAGGAAAAGGAGAGAAACACGAAAAAGUUGCUCAUGCCGGAUACUUUGUCAACUUUAACGCCAUUCGCAAAAAAGUUGAAUUCAUGUGAACACGAAAAGGAUUAUAAGGAAUGUCUGGAGAAAUUAAAGCUCAUGUCGGCGUCAGCGAUCGAAGUUGAAGUAACCAGUAUGGCGCCUGACGCUGGCGGUUCUAUAGAAGUUAUGAAAAAAUUCCUUAUAAUGUUAGAUAUUUUAAUAAGGAGCAAUCGAGACUUCGAAUUGGCGCAAUCAUAUUUGAGUAUAUUUUUGAAGAUGCACACUAAACUUAUCGCGCAGGAGGACGAAUUGAUGAAACCUUUGGAAUCUGUCGAAGAAUCAGCGACUCGUGCUUGGUCCAGAUUACAGAACCAUUUGAUGUAUAACAUAUGUGUCGUUAAAGCAUUAAAGGAUAUUUAA
Messenger RNA from Danaus chrysippus (African queen), 2667 nucleotides. NCBI's taxonomy places the organism in Eukaryota, Metazoa, Arthropoda, Insecta, Lepidoptera, Nymphalidae. The record is from the annotation of a GenBank genome assembly.